AUGUCGACGCCAAUCGACUACGCCGACCUACCAACACCACCAGCAGCAGUGGCAGAUUUCUGUUUGAUCCCGAUCGGCACACCUACAGCUUCCGUCUCUAAUGAAGUUGCUGCUGUUCAGAGACUUAUGAAAGCUAGUGGGUUGAGCUAUUCCAUGCAUAGUGCUGGGACGACAGUCGAAGGAUCCUGGGACGAAGUCAUGCGCUUGAUUGGCCAAGCCCACACCCUCGUCCAUCAAAACGGCGUUCUCAGAGUCCAGACUGAUAUUAGAGCCGGAACGAGAACGGACAAGAAACAGCAUUUCUCGGAGAAAGUGAGUAAAGUGGAGAGUAUCCUUGCUGGUGAUAAGAAGGAUUGA
Molecule: messenger RNA, 357 nt
Organism: Cadophora gregata
Lineage: Eukaryota; Fungi; Ascomycota; Leotiomycetes; Helotiales; Ploettnerulaceae
Exons: 4
Coding region: 1-357 (118 amino acids)
Cellular component (GO): cytosol
Source: RefSeq, a predicted model, not a curated record